AUGGAGAUACCAAACCAUGGUAAAUAUGUGAAUUCCGAUAGUGAAGACGAGAACAAUGACUCAAAUGAGGAAGAUUGGUUAGAUGAUGAGAAACGGUUUUUACUACUAUGCAGUUUAGUCGUCAAAGGGGUGAUGGUAGUACAUAAUAUGAUGAAUAUCCCACAUAUCCCUUGUCGCACUUCCUGUCGUACAGGAAAUAUUUUUAUUCAAGAAAUACUCAAUGGUCAUCCUAGGCGUUGUUAUGAAGAUUUCAGGGUACAUGAUGUUUUCAAGAGCUUAUGUUCGGAUCUUAGAAUGCACUACAACCUAAAGGAGACACGUAAUGUAUCUAUUGAAGAGUCUGUUGGUAUUUUUUUGUUGAUAUUAGCACAUGGAUGUGGAAAUAGACUAGCUCAAGAAAUUUUCAAUCAUUCAGGGGAAACUAUUCAUAGACAUUUCCAUCGUGUUUUAAGAGCGGUGCUUAAGCUUAGCGGAGACAUCAUCAUGCCUAAAGCAAACUACAAUAAUGAAGUACCUCCACAACUCUUAAACAACUCUCGGUAUUACCCCAUGUUCAAGGAUUGCAUUGGUGCUAUUGAUGGGACACAUGUUAAGGCAUCAGUUCGAGAGCAUGAACAAGCAAAAUAUAUUGGUAGAAAAGGAUAUGCAACCCAAAAUAUCAUGGCAGCAUGUGAUUUUAAUAUGUGUUUUACAUUUGCAUGGGCGGGAUGGGAAGGCACUGCACAUGACACAAGAAUAUUUUUAGAAGCAUUACGUAAGCCAGAGGUGAAAUUUCCUCGUCCAACGGGUGAUAAGUACUAUGUUGUUGAUGCCGGGUACCCAAAUACCAGAGGCUAUCUUGCUCCUUAUAAAGGAAAUGAUGUUCGUUAUCAUAUACCUGAUUUUCGUCGAGGUUAA
Messenger RNA from Helianthus annuus (common sunflower), 897 nucleotides. RefSeq lists its product as uncharacterized. The record is from RefSeq and is a predicted model, not a curated record. The coding region runs from base 1 to 897 and encodes 298 amino acids. Lineage: Eukaryota; Viridiplantae; Streptophyta; Magnoliopsida; Asterales; Asteraceae. The transcript has 3 exons.